Messenger RNA from Talaromyces proteolyticus, 450 nucleotides. RefSeq lists its product as uncharacterized. The record is from RefSeq and is a predicted model, not a curated record. The coding region runs from base 1 to 450 and encodes 149 amino acids. The transcript has a single exon. Lineage: Eukaryota; Fungi; Ascomycota; Eurotiomycetes; Eurotiales; Trichocomaceae.
AUGGCAUCCAAUCUAAAAUACACAGCUCGAGAAGUGUUAGACGCCUUCUACAAGGCGGAAAGAGAGUAUAUGGCAGCCGCGCCAGAAGACCGCGACUUUACUGGCAUCGCAGCCACGCUAGCCCCGAACGUUCGCAUGGAGCAAACGUCUGCUUUGCCGUACGCAGGAGUAUACGUUGGGCCCGAUGGCAUGCAGGACUGGACGCGGCGCAUGGCCGACUACUUUGACGUUGUUGACGUACAGAACCCGGAGAUUUUCGAGCGCCCAAAUUCAGACCGCAUCGUCGUCCUAUCGAAUGUCCACUUCAAGGUACGCAGUACUGGCCAGGAGAUGGAUUUCCCUUUCUGCCAGUCAAUCACGGUAGAUCUGGAACGAGGCGUGAUCGUCGAACUGAGACCGUUUUACUGGGAUGUCGCGGAGGUGAAUAAGGCUUUGGGACAUGGGCAGUGA